Molecule: messenger RNA, 1224 nt
Organism: Schistocerca gregaria
Lineage: Eukaryota; Metazoa; Arthropoda; Insecta; Orthoptera; Acrididae
Product: putative protein TPRXL
Exons: 4
Coding region: 1-1224 (407 amino acids)
Source: RefSeq, a predicted model, not a curated record
AUGGAGGUGGUCCAGAAGGGUGAAGAGCUCAUAACAGCUGCAAUCCAGUCCCAGGAGCCCAGUACCAAAGGUUCUGAAGUAGUAGUUACUAAGGAUGUGGGUGAACCAGGCAGCACUACAAAAAGAAAAUGCAAGAGAUUAGUGAUGGCAUGGACUGCAAAAUGUCAUGAGCUGAUCAAUGAUCCAGAGACAGGCCUGCAUUGUGCUUCACCAUUUGAGGACAGCAUUGGAUUCAGCUAUAAAGGAAACAGGAGUGACAUUGGGGCAACAGACUGCAUGCCCAGCAGCAGUGAAGAUGUAGUAUCACCCUGGAAAUGGAGACCAGCCAUUGAUGGAGCAAGGAAAAAGUGCGGCAAACAAGCUGCAUUGGGCAUGGGCGAACAUUCAUCAUCAUCAUCAUCAUCAUCACCAUCAUCACCAUCACCAUCACCAUCACCACCAUCAUCACCACCAUCAUCAUCACCACCAUCAUCAUCACCACCAUCAUCAUCACCACCAUCAUCAUCACCACCAUCAUCAUCACCACCAUCAUCACCACCACCAUCAUCACCACCAUCACCACCAUCAUCAUCACCAUCAUCAUCACCAUCAUCAUCACCAUCAUCAUCACCAUCAUCAUCACCAUCAUCAUCACCAUCAUCAUCACCAUCAUCAUCACCAUCAUCAUCACCAUCAUCAUCACCAUCAUCAUCACCAUCACCAUCACCAUCACCAUCACCAUCACCAUCACCAUCACCAUCACCAUCACCAUCACCAUCACCAUCACCAUCACCAUCACCAUCACCAUCACCAUCACCAUCACCAUCACCAUCACCAUCACCAUCACCAUCACCAUCACCAUCACCAUCACCAUCACCAUCACCAUCACCAUCACCAUCACCAUCACCAUCACCAUCACCAUCACCAUCACCAUCACCAUCACCAUCACCAUCACCAUCACCAUCACCAUCACCAUCACCAUCACCAUCACCAUCACCAUCACCAUCACCAUCAUCAUCAUCAUCAUCAUCAUCAUCAUCAUCAUCAUCAUCAUCAUCAUCAUCAUCAUCAUCAUCAUCAUCAUCCAGAUUCCGAGGCCCCAUGGCAGCAACAGCAGUCAGUGAUUCUGGAUCUGGAGCAGACUUCCUCACUUGGCUGGCCAAUGUAACUGCCAUGAUCAUUGCAAAUGUGGUGCUAAAUACCCACAUGGCAGAGGUACACUCCUUCCUGAUUGGCUGCCCAUGA